This is a messenger RNA of Strongylus vulgaris, 726 nucleotides long. The record is from the annotation of a GenBank genome assembly. Lineage: Eukaryota; Metazoa; Nematoda; Chromadorea; Rhabditida; Strongylidae.
CCACCGCCACCUCCACCACUUACACCGGGAGAUGAAUAUAUGCCAGAAAAGCCAUCUCCUGAAACUGAUGAGCAUGCGGAAGCUGUUUAUCAGCAAGCGUUAAAGUUCCUCGAACGCGGACGCGGUCAUGGCAUCGAAGGAAGAAAAGCAGCCUACCGUCUUCUUGAUCAAGCUGCGCAAGCUGGACACGCGGACUCCUUGAAGCUUAUGGGUUUUGCUCACUUGUUUGGUGAUCGUGCUCGUUGGUCUAUCGACGAAGCAAAGAAAAUUUUCGAGGAACUUGCUGAGAACGGGUCACCUGAUGCUCAACUUGGUCUUGCCUUCAUGCAUGCUACUGGUAUGGGAGUUUCAAAGUCCAGUCAAGCUAAAGCUCUUGUGUACUACAUGUUCUCGGCUCUUGGAGGAAAUCCUCUUGCACAGAUGGCCAUGGGAUACCGCUAUUAUGCUGGAAUCGCAGUUCCUCAAAAUUGCGAGAAUGCAUUGUCGUAUUAUGAAAAGGCAGCUGAAAAAGUGGCGGAGGGCUUCAAAUUUUCGACAGGUCUUGCCAUUCAGCGAAUAAGGCUUACUGAUGAAAUGGAACCUUCUUCGACGAAUGCUGUCACUACGCCUAUGGAUCAAAAUCUCAUAGAGUAUUAUCGUUUCCUAGCUGAAAAGGGUGACGUUUCGGCGCAGGUAACCUUUGGCUCUUGGGAACCUACGUACUGUUUUUAUUUUCUAUCAGUUUAA